This is a messenger RNA of Siniperca chuatsi (mandarin fish), 4794 nucleotides long. RefSeq names its product protein NLRC3-like. NCBI's taxonomy places the organism in Eukaryota, Metazoa, Chordata, Actinopteri, Centrarchiformes, Sinipercidae. The record is from RefSeq and is a predicted model, not a curated record. The coding region runs from base 849 to 4517 and encodes 1222 amino acids. Gene Ontology annotation, molecular function: protein binding. The transcript is spliced from 12 exons.
AAAACCUAAAAACCUAAUAAUUCAAAUUAUGAAUUAAUUAUUAUGAAAAAAAGUUUGUUUUUUCUUUUUUUGUGGUUGUAAUUAAUAGUUUUCCAUUAAUGUUCAGGUUCGCCUCUGUGGACUUUGGGCUCCUUAUCGAGGUUGAAGGUUCAGCUUUAUUGUCUUUAUACAACACAGGAUGGCACAAUACAAUACAGCUGUAGCUCCUCCACACUACACACACAGAACAGGUCUGAACAAAUAUUCACAAUAUUUUAAAUGAGAACGAAACGAAACAGAACAAAGUAUAUAAAAGUAUCACUAAAGGAAGAAAUCAAACGGAAACUAAAUGAAUACGAAGAGCAACGUAACAGAAUAACUCUCAGAAGCAGUUUAAUGUACAGAACAGUGUGCGGCCUCCAACAUGUAGAGCUGAGGUCCAUUACAAUCAUUUGACACUUUGCGUCAAACGCACUCGGACGAGUUUAAUAACAAUCAUUCAGGCGUAACUGAAAGUUUUAGUUUUGAAUUGACUGAAUAUUAAAGAAACUGAAGCUUCCCGUCAAAUUCAAUCAGCGUGUCAGUGAAGGUAAAUCUGCACUUCACUGCAGCUUCAUGACGCCAUCUAGUGGCCUGAUAGUAGAAGUCCAGCAGCUGAUGGCAGCUUCCUCUGCCUCACUGCUGUCUGACUGCAUUCAGCUGACACUGAUAUGAAACAGAAAGUAACAGCCAAUCACUGGAGGAGCAGCUGAUCUUCUUACAGGAGAAAUGAUGGAAAGGAGGAUUUCAGCUGAUGUGCAGAUGAAGGAUUUGUGUUUCCUCUCCAGAUCAAAGUGUGUGUGAGCUGAUGUGGAUGUGAGUUCAGCAGCAUGAAUCAGUGUGAGGACAGAGAGGAGGGAGCCCCUCCCUCUAAAACCAGUCUGUGUGGGGAACAUGGCAGCCAGACCAGAGCUCAGAGCCCAGAGCAGCAGAGACCAGACUCUGCUGGACCUGGACCUGAACCUGAGCCCAGCUGUGUGUCCUUCAAGAGCGACUGGUCAACCGAUCGCUCCAUUGAGUUUAAAAGACGACAACCAUCUGAUACAAAGAGGAUCUAUGUGAGACCAGCUUCUUAUGGACCUGGACCUGAGCCCAGCUGUGUGUCCUUCAAGAGUGACUGGUCAAAGGAUCAAUUCAUUGAUUUUAAACGACUACAACUCUCUGCUGCAAAGAGGAGGAAGCUGGAAAAACCAGAACCCAGCUGUGUGUCCAUGAAGAGUGACAGGUCCAUGUAUCGUCCUAUAGGCUUCAAAGAUGGACGUCACUCUGCUGAUCAAAGAGUCGACCAGGAGAGCUCAGAGGUUCCCAGUGGUCAGUCUGCCCAGCAGCAUCAAAUGCACCUGGACUCCAUAUUUAUGCUGCUGGAGGAGAACAUUGUCACUUUUGUGAAGAACGAGCUGAAGAAGAUCCAGACGGUUCUGAGUUCAGAUUACCCAGAAUGCUUAGAGAGUCAGAGCGAGGAUGAGGAGGUGUUGGACGGUGAGGAGGAAGAGCAGAGGAGGAGCAGCAGAGAGGCAUUUCUGAAGAUCACACUACACUUCCUGAGGAGAAUGAAGCAGGAGGAGCUGGCUGACUGUCUGCAGAGCAAAAGUCAUUCUGGAGUUUGUCAGCGUAAACUUAAAUCUAACCUGAAGCAGAGGUCUCAGUGUGUGUUUGAGGGGAUCGCUAAAGCAGGAAACCCAACCCUUCUGAACCAGAUCUACACAGAGCUCUACAUCACAGAGGGAGGGACUGCAGAGGUCAACGAUGAACAUGAGGUCAGACAGAUUGAAACAGCAUCCAGGAAACCAGACAGACCAGAAACAACAAUCAGACAAGAAGACAUCUUUAAACCCUCACCUGGAAGAGAUGAACCAAUCAGAACAGUGAUGACAAAGGGAGUGGCUGGCAUUGGGAAAACAGUCUUAACACAGAAGUUCACUCUGGACUGGGCUGAAGACAAAGCCAACCAGGACAUACACUUCACAUUUCCAUUCACUUUCAGAGAGCUGAAUGUGCUGAAAAAGAAAAAGUACAGCUUGGUGGAACUUGUUAAUCACUUCUUUACCGUAACCAAAGAAGCAGGAAUCUGCAGGUUUGAAGAGUUCAAGGUUGUGUUCAUCUUUGACGGUCUGGAUGAGUGUCGACUUCCUCUGGACUUCCACAACACUAAAAUCCUGACUGACGCUACAAAGUCCACCUCAGUGGAUGUGCUGCUGACAAACCUCAUCAGGGGGAACCUGCUUCCCUCUGCUCGCCUCUGGAUAACCACACGACCUGCAGCAGCCAAUCAGAUCCCUCCUGGGUAUGUUGACAUGGUGACAGAGGUCAGAGGGUUCACGGACCCACAGAAGGAGGAGUACUUCAGGAAGAGAUUCAGAGAUGUGGAGCAGGCCGGCAGAAUCAUCUCCCACAUCAAGACCUCACGAAGCCUCCACAUCAUGUGCCACAUCCCAGUCUUCUGCUGGAUCACUGCUACAGUUCUGGAGGAGGUGUUGAAGACCAGAGUGAGAGGAGAGCUGCCCAAGACCCUGACUGAGAUGUACAUCCACUUCCUGGUGGUUCAGUCCAAACUGAAGAGCGUCAAGUAUGAUGGAGGAGCUGAGACAGAUCCACACUGGACUCCAGAGAGCAGGAGGAUGAUUGAGUCUCUGGGAAAACUGGCUUUUGAGCAGCUGCAGAAAGGCAACGUGAUCUUCUAUGAAUCAGACCUGACAGAGUGUGGCAUCAAUAUCAGAGCAGCCUCAGUGUGCUCAGGAGUGUUCACACAGAUCUUUAGAGAGGAGAGAGGGCUGUACCAGGACAAGGUGUUCUGCUUCGUCCAUCUGAGCGUUCAGGAGUUUCUGGCUGCUCUUCAUGUCCAUCUGACGUUCAUCAGCUCUGGUGUCAAUCUGAUGUCAGAACAACAAACAAAACAAAAAAAGCGGUCUAAAACAAGAAAAGACAAACCUACAGUGACACAUCUCUAUCAGUGUGCUGUGGACCAGGCCUUACAAAGUCCAAAUGGACACUUGGACUUGUUCCUCCGCUUCCUCCUGGGACUUUCACUGCAGACCAAUCAGACUCUCCUACGAGGCCUGCUGACACAGACAGGAAGUGGCUCAAAAAACAGUCAGGAAACAGUCGAGUACAUCAAGAAGAAGAUCGAAGAGACUCCCUCUGCAGAGCAAAGCAUCAAUCUGUUCCACUGUCUGAAUGAAAUGAAUGAUCGUUCUCUAGUGGAGCAGAUCCAACAGUCUGUGAGUUCAGGAAGUCUCUCCGCAGAUAAACUGUCUCCUGCUCAGUGGUCAGCUCUGGUCUUCAUCUUACUGUCAUCAGAAACAGAUCUGGACGUGUUUGACCUGAAGAAAUACUCUACUUCAGAGGAGGCUCUUCUGAGGCUGCUGCCAGUGGUCAAAGCCUCCAACAAAGCUCUACUGAGUGACUGUAACCUCUCAGAGAGAAGCUGUGAAGCUCUGUCCUCGGUUCUCAGCUCCCAGUCCUCUAGUCUGAGAGAGCUGGACCUGAGUAACAACAACCUCCAGGAUUCAGGAGUGAAGCUGCUGACGGCUGGACUGGAUAGUCCACAUUGUAAACUGGAAACUCUGAGACUGAGUGUCUGUAACCUCUCAGAGAGAAGCUGUGAAGCUCUGUCCUCAGUUCUCAGCUCCCAGUCCUGUAGUCUGAGAGAGCUGGACCUGAGUAACAACGACCUGCAGGAUUCAGGAAUGAAGCUGCUGACAGCUGGACUGGAGAGUCCACAUUGUAAACUGGAAACUUUCAGGCUGUCAGGCUGUCUGAUCACAGAGGAAGGCUGUGCUUCUCUGGCCUCAGCUCUGAGCUCCAACCCCUCCCAUCUGAGAGAGCUGGACCUGAGCUACAAUCAUCCAGGAGACUCAGGAGUGAAGCUGCUGUCUGCUGGACUGGAGGAUCCACACUGGACACUGGAAACUCUCAGGGUGGAGCCCGGUGGAGUCCGAUGGCUGAGACCAGGUCUGAGGAAGUAUUCCUGUGAACUCACACUCGACACAAACACAGCGAACAGAAAGAUCAAACUGUCUGCCGACAACAGGAAGGCGACACAUGUGAAGGAGGAUCAGCCAUAUCCUGAUCAUCCAGACAGGUUUGACUACAGGGAACAGCUGCUGUGUCGAAAUGGUCUGACUGGUCGCUGUUACUGGGAGGUCAAGUGGAAAGAAUAUGUUGAUAUAUCAGUGAGUUACAGAGGAAUCAGCAGGAGAGGAGACAGUGAAGACUGUGUGUUUGGAGGGAAUGAUCAGUCGUGGAGUCUGAACUGCUCUGAUUAUGAUGAUAGUUACUCUGUCUAUCACAAUAACAGAAGAACAUCCUCCUCCUCCUCCUCCUCUGACUCUCACAGAGUAGCAGUGUAUGUGGACUGUCCUGCUGGCACUCUGUCCUUCUACAGAGUCUCCUCUGACACACUGAUCCACCUCCACACCUUCAACACCACAUUCACUGAACCUCUUUAUCCUGGCUUUGGAGUCUGGCCUGAUUCCUCAGUGUCUCUGUGUUCUCUGUAGGAGGGAGAGUCUCCUCCUGUUAGAGAAACACAUCAGUUGAGUCUGUACAGGAUCACAGCUACAGAAAUCUUUCAGGUUAUUGUCAUAAAUUCAUCAAUGAACUCAAAGUGAUUUUCAAAGAUUCCUCAUUUCCACUGUGAACUUGUUCCACUUCCAGUCCUUUAAAGAUGGCCGCUCUGAUCAUUAAAUGGUGGAAAUGCCGUUAACUUGUUCCUUCUGUCACGUGUUGUUUUGAAUUCUGGCUCUUGUUCCAAUAAAAGCAGAAUGUUACUGUGAG